Molecule: messenger RNA, 1480 nt
Organism: Cuscuta epithymum
Lineage: Eukaryota; Viridiplantae; Streptophyta; Magnoliopsida; Solanales; Convolvulaceae
Source: the annotation of a GenBank genome assembly
CAUGACCUUCCCUAAGCAUACAAACAAACUAGCUAAACGCAACACUAAAAUACACUUUUUCCCAUCUUUAAUUUGUUGCUUCUAUAAGGUGAAGUUGAUCAACCAAUAGUGUAGCUAAUUAAGAAGGCCGGGAAAGGAGUAGCCCCUCGAUUUUAAAGAUGCCCAUUCAACGGAUAGCGAUUGGAAACCCGGGUGAGGCGAGCCACCCGGAUGCGCUCAAGGCCGCCUUUGCCGAGUUCAUUUCCAUGCUCAUUUUUGUUUUUGCCGGUCAAGGCUCGGGCAUGGCUUUCAGCAAAUUGACAGACGGUGCAGGAGCAACUCCUUCGGGGUUAAUCGCAGCAGCAUUAGCCCACGCAUUGGCACUUUUCGUGGCAGUUUCAAUUAGCGCCAAUAUCUCCGGUGGCCACGUCAACCCCGCUGUCACAUUUGGAGCCUUUCUUGGUGGCAAUAUCACUCUUCUCAGGAGCAUCGUUUAUUGGAUAGCUCAAUUGCUUGGAUCUAUUGUCGCUUGUGUCCUCCUCAAAUUUGCCACUGGUGGAAUAGAAACGUCUGCAUUCGCUUUGUCAACUGGGGUGUCAGUGUGGAAUGCGAUUGUGUUCGAGAUGGUGAUGACCUUCGGGCUGGUGUACACUGUGUACGCAACUGCGGUGGAUCCAAAGAAGGGCGAUUUGGGCACUAUUGCGCCCAUUGCUAUCGGUUUCAUUGUUGGGGCUAAUAUCUUGGUUGGUGGGGCGUUUGAUGGGGCAUCCAUGAACCCAGCUGUAUGUUUCGGUCCCGCAUUUGUGAGCUGGACAUGGACCCACCACUGGGUUUACUGGUUCGGUCCGUUUGGUGGUGCAGCCAUUGCAGCUCUCGUCUAUGACAACAUCUUCAUUGGCAAUCAUCAUCAUCAUGAGCAGCUUCCUGUUGCUAACUAUUAGAAGCCACACAUGGUUCCUUUAUUCUUUUUUGUUAUAGUUCUCCAUCCUUUUUCUCUUUUUUACAUAGGGAUUUGCAUUUUUUGUGUUUGGUGGUGAAUAAAAUGGGUGAUAAAGAAUAUCCAAGAUAUGAUACAUUCAGGGGCGUAGCCAGGACACUGAGCUAGACUGGGCCGGGACAAAGAAUAUUAUUGGGAAAAAAUUUACACGAAAUUUUUUACACUAAAAAUAUUGACAUUUUUCAAAUUUGGGGUGGGCCAGGGCCUAGCCUGGGCACCCCCUAGCUCCGCCCCUGGAUACAUUGAUACUGCAUGCUAACUCAUAUGAAACAUGCAAAGGAUGCAUGAGCCAGGAGGCCUAGGGAUCGUUUGGCUGAAACCGUUGAUAUUGUUGAAUUUUCUAGAAAAGAAAAGCAUUUAGUAAAUUACAUUUCAGCCAAUAAGUAGGCCAAAUGCUACUUAUUCUACAACCUUCACAACAGUACAUCUUUUAAGAAUUUGUAAGGUACAAUUAUUCAAUUCAAAGUAUAUUUAUUUUUCUAAUCUUUUUUAUCCUUAUAGCUC